AUGAAAUCCUCAAAGACAUCGUCGGGGGCUGUAAAUAACGUCAGCGCGAAUAAGAUUGCAAAUGGUUUUCCCGAUUUUCAUCACAAGAUGAGCAAGAAGAUUGCUCAACUUACUAAAGUUAUUUAUCAUUUGAAUACAAAAAAUGAUGAUCAUGAAUUUCAAUUAAACUCUUUGGCGGAUGCGUAUGAAUCCGAGAUUGAAGAUAUUAUUAGAGACACAACAGCAAAACUGGCCAUGUUUCGGGAUCAAAUUGAAAAAAAGAAUAAUGACACCAAAAUUACAGACAUCGUAAAGACACUCACCACAAAACAUAAUCAAGAACGACAAAAGGCGAUGGACGAAUUUGAGGAGUUCAAACGAAAAGCUAAAGAGAGAGAGGAAAUUCUUAAAAGAGAGUAUGAAGAAAAAGUCAAAGAUCUGACGAGGACUCUUCAGAAUGCCAAAGACGAGUUCAAUCAACGACUCACUAGGUUUACAACUCUCACGGAGGAGCUUGAAAAAAACAAAAAUAAGGGUGACGCCGAUAUGAGACUUCAACACAACAAAGAAGUGGAAGAAUUAGUACAAACUUAUAACAAAAAGUACAACGAUAUGCUCACUAGAAUGCUCAACGAGCAAGAACAAUUACGAGCAGAAUUGGAAAAACAAUUCAAUGAGCGAGUCGAGAAAAUGAAAUCUGAUGAAAAAACUAGAAUUGCAGCCUUGCUAGAAGAGGAAGCCCAAAAACGAAAAAAAGCACUUGAACAACAACGAGAAGAAUUUGACAUACGACUUUCCUCUACAAAUGAAAUAAUUGCAAGACUGAACAAAGAGCUAGAAUCUUUGAGGCAAACUGAAGCAGGGCUCAAUGGAAAAGUUAGUCAACUCACGCGUGAUGUACAGGAUAAAGAUGAUAUGAUUCAACGGCUGUCAAAAGCAAAACAGCAUUUAGAAACGCAAAUAGAGAGUCUAAAUUCAACGAUAUUGUCUUUAAGAUUGGAUCUCAACAAGAAGGAUGAAGAUAUCAAAGCAUGGGAGCAAGAGGUGACAGACCUCAAAAAACUGUUGCAAGAUGCAAAGGAUUCUCAUGGAAUGUCACAAUCUGCUCUUCUCACUCAAGUAGAGGAUUUGGAAAAGCAACUCAAAACCAAACAAACUGAAGCAAAAUCACUCGAACAACAACUAAACUCGCUGAGACAAUCUUUAACACAAAACGCCUUAUCCAUCGACGAGAAAGACAAACUGAUAACAAGCCUGCAUUCUCAGUUAAAUGACAAAGAAAAGAUAAUAUCUGACUUGAAAAAGAAGGAGCAUGUGCUGAUGCAUGACAUUGAAAACAUGAAAAUUGAACACAAGAAUGAAAAAAGCUUUAUGGAAAAGAAAUUCUCAGAAGAGCUCGAAAAACUGAAAAAGAUGUACGAGGAUAAGAUACAACUUAUCAAAAAAGAUCAAGAAGAGUCCUUGAGUAACAUAAACAAGAGUUCAAGUCAACAGCUACUCGAACUGAAACAAAAAUUGAUGGCUGAAUUUGACGCUGAGAGAAAACAACUGCAGUCGGCGAUUGAGCAGAAAAAGAGGGAAUAUGAGGAACUUUCAGCAAAAUCAAAACAAGAACUGAGCCAAAUUCAAAAGCAAAUCGAAGAGCUUGCUAUCAGCUCUCAAAACAAUUACAAGCAAUUGAAAAAGGAUAUGACAGAUAUCAUCGACGAGCGUGACUUAGAAAUAGCUAAUUUAAAAACGCAGAUACAACAAAUGUCUCGUGAUAGCAACACUUCCUUGGAGGAUCUUCAUUCCAAACUGCAAGAAGCUGGAAAACGUGAAGCUCAGCUUAAUCAAAAAUUAGAGCUCUUAACGCAAAAAGUUCUUGACGAAAAACUGAGAGUGGAAACUCUUCAAAAAGAAAUCAGGGAUCUAGAAAAUAGGCUAGCAUUAACGAUAGAAAAAGGAAAGGAAGAGUUAAGAAUAGCUGCAAACAACAAAGCGAAGGAAAUGUCAGAACUUAAAUUUAACUUGGAAAAUCAAUUUGACAAAAGGCUUUCUGACGAGUUAAAAAACCUACGAACUGAAUUAACAGAGUUAUUUGACGGUGAGAAAAAGCGAUUGAUCAAAGAAUUACAAGAGAAUGGCCAAAAUGAGAAGGAGCUCGUGGAGAAACUAUGGCAAGCAAAGGUAGAUCAGUUGCAAAAAGAAAUUUCCACUCUCCAAAAGAAAAUAUCUGAUCUUGAGGCAGAAAUUUUACGAAAGACUGAAGACAUCCAACUAAUGCUUUCCAACCACAACAAUUCGAUGGAGAAGAGCGAGUUGGAUAAAAUUGAGUCGUUACAGGCUCUUGAAAGACAAAAAGAAAUGGAAAAACAAGCUCUAAUUGAAUCAUAUGAAGCUACGAUAACUGACCUUCACAGAGAAAUUAAAAACAGAGAAAAUGAAAUUCAACAGAGAUUGGGUGACAUACAACAAUUGAAAUCCCAAAUACAAGAAGGGAUUGGAAGAGAACAAGAUUUAGCGCGACAAAUGGACAAGUUACGAGAAGAUCACAAACAAAAUAUUCAGAAUAUGGAAGGAAAGCACCAACAGGAGCUAGACAAAGCCAAACAAAGAGAACAACAAUCCAUUGAAAAUUUAACAAAAGAAAACAAGCUGAAAAUGGAAGAGCUCAUCAAGUCCUAUAAUGAAAAGUUGUACGAGUCAGAAGAGUCCUUGAAGAACAAAUUCCUAGCAGAAAGGGCUCAAUAUCUAGAUAAAUUAGACAAAAAACAGGCAGAGUUCGACGAUUAUGUUCGGAAGUCUCUCAAAGAUUUUAAUGAAAUGCAAAAUCAAAUGACAGAAGAGUCCAAGAAGAGAGAAAAACAAUUGAUAGAGGAAUACAAACGAAAAAUUAACGACAUUAUUGAAGAAAAUAUUAAGGAAACUCAAAGUUUGCAACUCGAGUUCAGCAGAAGCCAAACACUCAUGGAAGAAAGAAGUGCCAAUUUAGAGCAAAAGAUCAGAGAAUGGGAAUUUAAAUAUCAAAAUAGAGAGAGUAGACCAGAAGAUAUUGAAACAAUUAAGGUUCUUCAACAAGGUUUAGCUGAAAAGGAAGCUCUUCUUCAAAAGACAAUUCGAGAUAUGAAAUACUACAAAAUGGAGUUGGUGAAUAAGGAAGAAAUUUACAACAAAACAUUUGGUAGACAACCGAAUAUUGGAGUUAUUAAUCCAUUAGCAGCAAAGCAAACACCACCUAACAUGCAACCAACGUCAACAACACAAAAGAAGCCAGGACAAGUUCCAACAAGUUCCAAGCUUCCUCCUCUAGAUAAAGGUAAUAUCGAGAACAACGCUCCUGCCACAGGACUAUUAUUCAGAAGCAACUCAACUUACAAGAAAUAA
Molecule: messenger RNA, 3345 nt
Organism: Naegleria fowleri
Lineage: Eukaryota; Heterolobosea; Eutetramitea; Acrasida; Naegleriidae
Exons: 2
Coding region: 1-3345 (1114 amino acids)
Source: RefSeq, a predicted model, not a curated record